This is a messenger RNA of Cataglyphis hispanica, 1882 nucleotides long. Its product is annotated as fibrous sheath CABYR-binding protein-like. The coding region runs from base 333 to 1835 and encodes 500 amino acids. The record is from RefSeq and is a predicted model, not a curated record. Lineage: Eukaryota; Metazoa; Arthropoda; Insecta; Hymenoptera; Formicidae. The transcript has 9 exons.
CAACUCCUACUUGAUGGAAAAUACACACCUCAAUCUAAUUUACAACUGAAUAUGCGCGUCAGGACGGCCCAUUCUAACUUAUCAAACUAUUUUAGUGCUACUGCCAGUAUCACGACUACGCGGAUCGCGAUUAUUACAUAUUUUCUUUUCACGCGUAUGCGAAACUUAAUUUCACACGACUCCUGUUCGUUGCAAAACUUUUGUCGUUUAGAUUCACAACCGAAUCGCGCCCGCACUUGGAGAAUUGAAGACGUUCGAGUGUCACCGUUAGAAGAACCGGAAUUGGAAUUUGCGGAACCUAGCGAUAAUGAGACAGGGAGGUCGUGCGGUCAAUGGAACGCCUCUACGCCGUGCCGUCGGAAAAGCUGCGGGUUUGGAUGGUUUGGCUUAACGGCGUCGGCGAGAUAGCCGACGAGUGGCACAAAUGGCUACGGGUGCACAUUGAUCUGAUUACCGAGCGUCUUCAACCGGGCGCGAACAGCGUCCCGGGGGGCAGCACGAAGAUUGAAUCCGUCACAAACGCUAAGUCCGAGGAAAUCCUUGAUAACGCAAUACCAACGGAGAAGGAAGAGAGAGAUGUAUCCUCUGAUGCCUUGAACGAAAAGUCGGAAAUCAUCGAAGACGAAACCACUAACGACAUUUCAUCUGCCUCAAAAGCACCAUUGGAAGAACGAGUCGAUGAAUCACCGGAAGCGAUGGCAAACGAAUCGAGCGCGAAUCAAGUCUCGUCGACGUCACAAGCUCACAACAAUCCGACGACCGACAGCGCUGGAAGGAGGACAGGCGAAGACGGAGAAGAGGAAAGCGCGAUGACGGGCGCGAGCGAGACGGCAAAGGAAACCAUGCCGGUUUGGCCAAUAGGGACAAGUUCGCAGACUCCCUUGACUCGUUGUCCGAUCGAGAGGAAAGCGGAUCAGAUGGAAACGAUUCCGAGUUUUAAGAUGCCGCAAGAGGAAAUGGAAAGGAUUGAGUUUCUGAAGAAUUUUCCGCAUCAAGCCACCUUGUACGGAUCUUAUUACAAGCAUUGGAUAGAAACCGCUGAUCAAGCCGUAAAGGAAAUUGCCGGCAGAACGGUGGUGACCACAGCGGAAUUUCGAGCAACAGACGACGUCGAAUCGAGGUUGGAUGAAGCUACUUUGCAGCCUUCUCAAUAUUCAAUGAAGCAACCCGAAAGCGCCGUCGCUCAACCGAUAGAGGAAACGACGACAGCAACGGCGGAAAUGCCGAUGUUGAGCCAGAUUGAUUCCCCGACGAAAGAUGCGCUUGAGGAUUCUGUCAAAGCGACGACAACGUUAUCGGAUGAUCAAUCCGAAGUAGUUGAGCCGCCCACGGAGGAGAUAGCCGGAAUAGAGGCUGAGUCUCCCUCUGCGGAACUGGAUGCUGCCGAAUCCCCGUCCGCGGAAGUGGAUGCCGCCGAAUCCCCGUCUGCGGAACUGGAUGCCGUCGAAUCCCCGUCUGCGGAACCCGAUGCCUUGUCCCCGUCUGUGGAACCGGAUGUGACCGCGCGCGCGACACCGCAACCGGAAACGACACCCCAGAUGUCGCCGACAAUGGAGUCUAUCGUCUCGAAGCCAUCGUCCGAGAUUGUUGCCUCGACAUUGUCCGUGGAAGAAGCAGUAGCGAAACGUGAAGCGGCUGAAAAACUGAUAAGGGAUAUGGCACGAGCCGAUGAAAAUAUUCCAUAUUUCUUCUAUCUGAAGGCAGAGCCCGAUAUAGAUAUUGCAAUUCGGUACAACGACGAAAAAGUAAUACCGCCGGAUCUUGAUCGUGAAAGUAUCUCCGUCAAUCGCAAACGCCUGUAUUUUAAUCUGACCGAUAAACUCGGCAGAGAAUAAUAAUAAUAAAUCCUAGCAUUAUAAUAAAAAGUUUAUUAAAAUGCGCA